Messenger RNA from Diabrotica balteata, 2474 nucleotides. The record is from the annotation of a GenBank genome assembly. Lineage: Eukaryota; Metazoa; Arthropoda; Insecta; Coleoptera; Chrysomelidae.
AAAAUGUCAAAGUCAAAUAUACUCUGAAUACUAUGUUUACUAUUAAAAAACGACUAGAAAUUUGAUCAAUUACCAUUUUAUAAAAUACCUGACCUAUAAAUAAUUUUCUAUUAUUUUCAGUUUAGUGAAGGUAAAAUUUGUACCUUACUUGUUACACACGGAAGUUUUAACCUCAUUUUGUGGAAAAAGUUUUUCAGGUGUAGCCUUAGAAUGGAUGAACCCAUCAAAUAUGAAGAACAGGCUCAAGUUGCUUCAUCAAUUCCUCUAUUUAUAAAAAAGCUAUGGAAAAUGGUUAAUGACGUAGAUUCAGAUAAUAUCAUUAGUUGGAAUGUUGAAGGAGACAGUUUUAUUAUACAUGAUCAACUACAAUUCAUUAUCAAAUUAUUACCUCAUUAUUUUAAGCAUAACAAUAUGGCUAGUUUUGUAAGACAAUUAAAUUUUUAUAACUUUCAUAAAGUUCAAAAUGUAAAUAACGAAGUGCAGUUUGCUCAUGAAUGUUUCAUAAAAGACAUGCCUGAAGUGUUAUCAUACAUCAGAAGAAAAAACCCUGUAGUUAAGCAGAAAUCAGUGCCUAAUUUUAAAGAGCAAGAAGUACAAGGUCUUCUAAAAGACGUUAAAAGUUUAAAAGGAAAACAUUCAUUGGUUGAUAAGGAACUUGCUAUGCUGAAGCAAGAAAACCUUGCCUUAUGGACAGAAUUAAAUUCACUUAGAGUAAAAUAUACCAAACAGUCAACCAUCAUCAACAUGCUAAUACAUUUCUUAAUUACAUACAUUCAUUCACACCAAACUGCAUUUACUAAACAAAACAUAGAUGCUUCUUCAAAUACUCUUAAUAGAAAUAAUAUUAAAGUAGGGCCACAAUUGCUAGAAAUAGGUUAUAAGAAUCCCAAGAAGUCUCCUGCACAGAAUCCAUAUACAGUUCUGCAACCAGGUACUAGUGAUUCAGUAACAUAUUCAUUGGAGUUGCCUGAAACUUGUGGGCCUGAAGUGAAAAGACAGAGGAGAAGUCCCAAAGGAUUAGAUGAUCUAAUGAUGCAAAGUCAACCUGGAUUUCCAGGAAUGAGCUCAUUAAAGAAGCCACAGAGAUCUGGGAUUACCUAUUCCAUUAAAUUGCCAAGUCAAGCUGAGAAACUUAUUCAACCUGACAUUCCUAGAUCAUUACUGGACAUACUAAAGCAGAAUGAGCAACUAUGUGAAGAUGAAAAUGACGAGAUAACAAAUCUUCAGGCAGCAGAGAAUUUAAUACACCUAAAGGAAGAACCUGAUGAUUUACAGGACGAUAUGAUGACAGACGACGAAUCUGAUAUAGACAAAUAUUACACAGUUAGUUAUCCUUCUGAAAAGUCAGUAAAAGAAGUUAUACCCGAAGAACAGAUAGCAGCAGAGAGUCCAUACGAUGGACCAUUAAUAGAGAGUCCGCAAGAGAGUGUAGUUGACCAAGGAACUCAAGUUUUUUCUCCUUCAGAUAUUCCUGUGAUUAUUUCACAAGAAGUACCUAUCAAAACACCUUCUGGUAAAGCUAACUUGACCAUUUCUUAUCCAAAUUCACAAAACUUGAACCAGAACUCAAACAAAAAGAAAAUAAAGGUAUUCGACCAUGUAUUUAUACCAAACAAACCAAAAACUUUAUUAAAGGGAACCUCUAAAUUGAAGUCUACUGUAACUGCCCCAAAUACAGGUAAAAUCUUACCUUCAAAAGUUGUGACAUCAAAGUUAUCAAGAAGGUUGUCGUCUCAGUCUAAUGAUAUUGAAGCAGCCGAAGGAACUCUGUUAGAAAUUCUAAAAGAAAAUGAGAAACUCACUAAAGAUAAUAUAAAGAAUCCAACUAGAGCCAAUUAUAAGCGUUCAAAUUUGGAGAAAUUAAUAAAUUCUGAUGCAAAUAUGGGCAACUCUUUUAAUGAUUACUUCAUAACUGAUACAGGUGCUACCGAGUUGUUGGGUUCCGAAACCCACUCCAAAAUCCAACCCGUUUCCGAAUCUCCGAAAAAAUUACAACGGACCAUAUCCGGAGCAGCAAAUACUUCUUCUGCAACUGAUACUAAUACUAAUUUUAAAAUUCUAGAAAGUCCAAAAGAACAUUUCAGCAACUACGUCAGCAACACACAGGAAGAGAUCGACAUGUUGCAGGACAUCUUGAAUAAUCUCACGUCGAAUGACUUGUCUGGAAUACUCGCAAACCAGCCAGGUCAACUUUCUGAGGAAGAUAUAUCUGCUAUCAAUGAAGAAAUCGAACACGAGAAAGCUGUUGAUGAUAUGCCGGUCGAAGAGUUAGACGACGAUAAUAGAGAUGAAGACGUAGAUAAGUAUUUUAAAACGCAUUUUUUAGAUUUGGACAAUGUUUAGAUGUGUUUAGUUAAGGUUUAACGUAUUUUACCAAAUAAUGUUAAUAUAUUGUAUCGGGUUAUGUGUUAAAUGAUUUCCUUUAUAACAUUGAAUCGUUUGAAAGUAUUUUAUUCUAAUAAACUUUGUAUCAA